UUACAGGGGUCAAUUCGUUUCGUUUCCUCUGGAAAUCUAUUUCGGUUUCGGAAGAGUUGUUAACGAAACGCCGAGAUCUCGGCCGAGGAACGAAAAAUCGUUCUCUGCGAUUCGACCUCGCUUGCCGCCAUGUCCAUGGACGCCCGCCACGCAUCCUUAGGCCGACGAACGUUGGAAGACAUUCGGCAAAAGAGAGCUGCCGAGAGAAUUAGCAAAACUUCUUCGGGGCCAGAUCUCAGCACAGCCUCCAUUCAACAUGAUAUUAUUGGGAUGAAAAAAUCGGAGAGCGCAAAUCGACUCAUGGAGGCAGAUGUUAGUGGUUUGGUAUCUCAGAUACAAGACCUACUUAAGAAGAAUGCGGAGUUGGAGGAAGAGAAUAGGACAUUGACUUCUAGGCUUCAAACAAGGGAAGCCGAGAAUGACAUGCUACAGAAGCGUUGGACUGAGCUGGAACAAAACACUGUACCCUCUUUGAGAAAAGCUCUAAAGGAUGUGGCAAUGGAGAAAGAUGCAGCAGUUGUUGCACGGGAGGAUCUGUCUGCACAGCUUCGUAUGCUCAAGAAACGGAUAAAGGAAGCAGAGGAGGAACAGUAUCGAGCUGAGGAAGAUGCUGCAGCCUUGAGAGCAGAGCUGAACUUGAUACAGCAACAAGCAAUGAAUCAACAUGGUGGAAUCAGCUCAAUGGAAAAUUUCCCAGAUCAUAUAAGAACCUUAGAAAAGGAGCUAGCUAGCUUAAAAUCUGAGUUGCAGCAAGUGUCAGUAUUGAGGCAGCAGGAGCAACAGCGAUUAGCAGAAGAGCAGGCCCGAACUUUAGCUCUUGUGUCUGAAAAGCAGGAGUUGGAAGAGAAACUGACAGCUUUAUCUAGAAGGGCUUCAGAAGAAGUCUCAGAAAAAGCAGCUCAGAAGGGGUUUUCACUGGAAGACAAGGAAAAACUUGAGAAGCAGUUGCAUGACAUGGCUGUAGUGGUUGAGCGAUUAGAAAGUAGCAGACAGAAACUGCUAAUGGAGAUUGAUUCUCAAUCUUCAGAGAUAGAACGUCUUUUUGAGGAAAAUACUAAUCUCUCAAGUUCCUAUCAAGAGUCAGUGGGCAUAGCUGUGCGCUGGGAGAAUCAGGUGAAAGACUGUCUUAAGCAAAAUGAAGAGCUCCGUGAAACUCUCGAUAAGUUGAGAACAGAACAAGCUGGCUUGCCUGAAUCAAUGUAUAGAGAUGGGGUAAAUGAGACCACUUCCAUAGCAUCUACUACUGAAGUUUUCUCCCUCAAGGGCCAACUUGCAAAAGAACAGAGCAGAGCAGAAGCACUGUCAGCAGAGGUUAUGCAGCUCUCAGCACGGCUUCAACAAGUCACGCAAGCAUAUAAUGGUCUUGCAUAUCUCUAUAAACCGGUUUUACGGAACAUUGAAAGCAGUCUCAUCAAAAUGAAGCAAGAUGGAUCUAUGACCGUGCGGUGAAUGCAGAAAAGCAGUUUUGUGGUGAUAUUUUUGUGUGAGCUCGUCAAACAAGAACAUUCAUUUGUAAAGGGUUUUAGAGUUGGGCCGAGCAUUUUUUCCAUAAAGAAAUAAUACCAUAAUGAUUGUUGACAUGGCUAUUUAAAAGGAUAUUGAUGAGAUGAUUUUGUAUGACAAUACCCUAUUAAACGAAAAAAAAAAAAUGUAGAAACCACAAUUAGUGGGUUUGGUUUCUUCUUA
Corylus avellana is the source of this 1686-nucleotide messenger RNA. Its product is annotated as myosin heavy chain-like protein. NCBI's taxonomy places the organism in Eukaryota, Viridiplantae, Streptophyta, Magnoliopsida, Fagales, Betulaceae. The record is from RefSeq and is a predicted model, not a curated record.